Molecule: messenger RNA, 2996 nt
Organism: Anneissia japonica
Lineage: Eukaryota; Metazoa; Echinodermata; Crinoidea; Comatulida; Comatulidae
Product: protein wech-like
Exons: 3
Coding region: 283-2448 (721 amino acids)
Biological process (GO): positive regulation of DNA-templated transcription
Cellular component (GO): nucleoplasm; chromatin
Molecular function (GO): zinc ion binding; protein binding; ubiquitin-protein transferase activity
Source: RefSeq, a predicted model, not a curated record
CUUUGAUUAGUUUGUUGGUUUGGGAUAAUAAUAACAAUCUCUCAUUGCCAUCUUUCUGAAGAUCAAGUAACGCCAUUAUGUAAAUAACUGUCAGCUAACAUAUAAGAUAAAACUCAGUGGAAAAAACACAGUUAUUGAGUAAUUCCGCGUACAUAGAACUUUAGCUCAGCAACUUGUAACAGUAACGGGUCUCGUCUCUAAGAUUGGAUGCUUUAGAAUUGCAACUCUCAUUUUAUCAAGUCUGCAGCACCGGUUAAAGUUCAAGUAUGUGAAUAGUUCAAGAUGGCUACCAGUGAAUUGAAUCAGUUUCUGGAAACUGUUGAUGAGAAGGUCCUGGAGUGUACUAUUUGCUUUAAGAGACUUCAGAACCCUAAAUCCCUCAACUGCUCCCAUAGUUUCUGUUUGGCAUGUCUGGAAGACUGGGUUAAGGUAAAGGGUAAGUUAACAUGUCCAACCUGCUCAAGUUCAUAUGCCAUUCCCGAGGGCGGACUUAAGAAGCUUCCACCAAAUACAUUUGUGAAUAACUUAUUGGAAACUAUUGAACACAUUUCCAAAAGAGAUCAGAUGAAAUGCGUUUGUGCUAAAGGGCAGGCAAAAUACUACUGCCAGGAAUGCAGACAUUACUUGUGCUCUACUUGUAGUAACCAUCACAAAAUACUUCCUCUGUUAGCAAAUCACAAGCUGCAUACAGUGGAGGAUGUGCGAUCUAUGACUCCACAAGACUUUGCUGCUUUACAUCCACCGCUGUGUUCGGUUCAUAACAAACCUUUCGAGUUUUACUGCGCAGAUUGUAAAACUCCAAUCUGUAUAAAUUGUACAGUUAUGGAUCACAAGGAGCAGGAAGGAAAGCACAAACCAAUUAAUAUUUCAGAAGCAUUCCAAUCAUUUAAAGAAACGUCUAAAAAAUUGGAGGAAGCUGCUUAUAAAUGUGAAAACCAAUUGCAAGAUGGGUUAAAGGCUGUCAUUCAGUAUGCUACGAACUUAGAAAAAAGUAAAGAUACAAGUUUGAGAGAUAUUGAUAAUCAUGUGCAAGUAAUGGUCAAGAAAAUGAAGGAGAAUGGAGACAAAAUGAAAAAUGAGGUAGAGACAAUCUAUAAAGAGAAAAAGAAGGCAGUUGAUGUACAAAUUAGUGAAUUGAAGACAACAAUAUCUGAUUUAAAUAAAAAAAUUAGUUUGCUUAAUCAGUUAUUGAAGAGUGAUGAAGCAACAGCCCUGCAAUCAAGUGAAACAGUAAUUACAGCAAUGAAUGACAGAAUAAAAAAACUGCCAAAAACAAAGCCAAGGGAUAACACAGAAAUUAAAUUUCAAAUAAAUGAGCCUCAAAUUGCUUCAUUACAACAAUGCAAUAAUAUUAUUGGAAAUGUUACACUAUUUGUGAGGGCAGCAGACUGUUUACAGUUACAAGGAAUGGAAUCUGUAACCCAAGAUCAAACAAUUGUUGUCAAAAUAAUAAAAACAGAUGAAUGUGAAAUACAGGCAAAUCAACUGAAGGCAACAUGGACACAGCCUACAGGAGAAACCUCCAACACUGAAGUUGAUGAAGAUGACAAUGGAGAUUAUUUUGUGACAGGUAAAUGUACAAGUCCUGGUAUUUGCAAACUAGAUGUGACUGCUGAUUGCGAACCAAUUAAGCAGUCACCGGUGACAAUCAAUGUAGAGAAGGAAGGAAUAGUAAAUACCAUUAAAAUAAACACAUAUGUUAUUAAAGAUAUAGUUAAGUGUGAAGAUGAUUGCUUACUGGUUUCAUGUCAAACAAAUAAAAUGCUGAAGUACAAGCAAUCAGGAGAAUGUAUUGGUAAUGUUACACUACCAGCAGGUGUGGAAGUUUACAAUAUGUACAAAAUGAAAAAUGGUAACAUAGCAUUCAAUAACUGGGGAAACAAAUGCAUCACAAUAUGUAAUAUGAAUGGCCAAGUGAUUAAAUUCAUUAAUAAGGUGGAAUUGAAUGAACCAUUUGGUAUUCAUGUGGAUGAGGCAUCAAAUAUUGUGUAUGUAGGACUUAGGUCAAAUGUGUUGCUAUUCAACAUUGACAGCGGACAAAAGAUCAGGAGCAUAGGGACUAAUGACGAUCAAGAAGGCCAAAUCAAUGGAGUUAGUGAUUUUUCUCUUACUAAUCAAAGAAAUAUUAUUAUAUUGGAUUUUCACAACAACAGAGUACAACUAUUUGAUAAUGAGGGACGGUUCAUGAAAGUCCUUGUCAAAGCAGGUGAUGAGAAUGGGAAGGUGAUAAAACCACGUGGAGUAGUAGUUGAUCAGGAUGACAACAUUAUUAUAUCAAGUGACCACAAAAUACAGCUGUUCAGUAGUGAUGGAAAUUUCAUUAAAAGAAUUGAUAAACAAGAAGAUGGAAUUGAAACUCCACUUGGAUUAUCAGUCAUUUCAUAUUACCCACGAAGAGUUGCAGUAGCAAACCAAGGUGACAAAACAAUAAAAAUAUUUAAUUAUUAAAAUAUAAUAUGUUGCCCUCGAUUGUUUUGUUGUCAAGGGGUGCACUUGAUGUAUUCUGCCCCUCUAAAAUCAAUAAAUAUAUACAAUUUCAUAUUCUAAUGUCAUUGUAUUGUAAUUAAUAAAGAAUUUGUAACAAUACCUGUUUAUCUUUUUAUGUUAUCAUGCAUGUUUUUUACAUUUUGUACUGUGUACAAGACAAUUUUCAAUGUUACCUUAGUGUAUGAUUGAUGAUAAAAUUAAUUUUUGACUUUGACAAUAAAAUACAAGAAAUUAAAAGGAUAAUUUUAAAUGCAAAUAAAUGCAAAAUCUACAUAAAUGUAAUUGAAACAACAGAUCUUGUAUACUGUACUGCUUAAUGAUUUAAUUUUACAUUGUCUUUAAUAAACAAACAGCCUAUUUCUAAAUCACUGGGGUUUCUGCAGACGAUGUGAUGCACCUAGCAGUAGUUUUAGCCUAGCCAAUAGAUAUUGAAUUACAGCAUGGAUGUUUUUGCGAUAUACAGCACUACCAAAUUACACUAAAGUCUCACCCCUCUCUUAAUAUCCUUA